Messenger RNA from Psylliodes chrysocephalus, 1257 nucleotides. The record is from the annotation of a GenBank genome assembly. Lineage: Eukaryota; Metazoa; Arthropoda; Insecta; Coleoptera; Chrysomelidae.
UGUAACAUUAAGUGGAUGUGACGUUAAGUGGCUUAACUGUAAAAAUGACUUACUUAGUGGGAACUAGAAGGUUCAUUAGAAGAUGCCAAGUAGCAAUAACCAACACAAUUUUUCGAAUUGUGACGAGGAUAGCAGAACUCAUCGUAGUAGUUGCUCUAGCAGUAUAUUACUUUACAGAAUCAUUCAUUCUCACUUUAGCACCGUCUUUUCUAAUACCUGAAAAAGACAUUUCUGGAAAAAUCGCUUUAGUUACCGGUGGUGCUGGUGGUGUAGGAAAAGAACUAGUGCUUCGAUUGGCUAAACAUAAACUGACGGUUAUUGUUUGGGACAACAAUUCAAAAGCGUUGGAAAAACUGGAAGAAGAUUUAAAAAAAUUAGGACUUACUAUUCACACAUAUACUGUCGACAUAACUGAUAAAGAUUUGGUCUACAAAUAUGCAAAAAUCGUUAAAGAAGAAUUAGGUCCGGUUGAUAUUCUUAUCAAUAAUGCUGGAGUAGUUUGUGGACAAACAUUUUUAGACAUUCCAGAUUAUAUGAUUGAAAAAACAUUCAAAGUAAAUGUUAUUUCGCAUUAUUGGACUGCGAAAUCAUUCUUGCCAGAUAUGAUCAAACGAAGAACUGGCCAUAUUGUAACUGUAGGAAGUCUUACUGGUCUUCUUGGUACUUACAAAUGCGUGGACUACAGUGCUUCCAAAUAUGCUACUAUCGGAUUUCACGAAAGCUUAAUGACAGAACUUAAAACACACGGACAUCAUAGAAUAAAAAUGACUUUAAUUUGCCCAUACUUUAUCAACACUGGUAUGUUCGAUGGAUGCAAACCAAGGAAUUUACCCAUGUUGGAAGCAAAAGACGUUGCGAGAAGAAUAAUUAAAGCAAUAAAACGCGAAGAAGUUUUCGUAACACUACCAGGAUUCGCCAGAUACACUUUGCCACUUAAAAAUUAUCUUCCUCCAAAACUGACUUGGGCGCUUAUAAUUAAGGUUAUUCAAGGUCCGCAAUCCAUGAAGGGGAUGAGAUCUUUUAAAGAAGUUGAAGCUGCUUGAAACACAUCGCUAACAAAUAUUUGUAUUAUUAGUUUUUAGGAAUAUUCUCAUUUAAUAAAGAGUUAUUGCAAGUUCAAAUAACGGCAGGCACUAAAUAGUGCGAUUCCAUUUUGACACCUAAACAUGCGCAGAAAAUAUAAAUUAUAAUGGCAAUUUCAUUAAAGGUAGUAAUUGUGGAUAUAUAAGAACCGUAAAUAGGUAGUAACCUUAUAAC